Molecule: messenger RNA, 1148 nt
Organism: Xenia sp. Carnegie-2017
Lineage: Eukaryota; Metazoa; Cnidaria; Anthozoa; Malacalcyonacea; Xeniidae
Product: fibroblast growth factor 1-like
Exons: 4
Coding region: 224-922 (232 amino acids)
Biological process (GO): regulation of cell migration; fibroblast growth factor receptor signaling pathway; positive regulation of cell population proliferation
Cellular component (GO): cytoplasm
Molecular function (GO): fibroblast growth factor receptor binding; growth factor activity
Source: RefSeq, a predicted model, not a curated record
GGUAAGUUAACUUUGAAAUUUAUUCUUGUUCAAUUUCAUUUAAUACAACUGAAAUUUGUCAAGGAAUUAGUCUACAAUGCUUUAUAAAUAUUGUAUAUAAUUGUGAAUGAUAAAAGAGCCAGUUAGAAUUUAAUUGUCUUGUCAAAGAUAUUAGAAAACACCUUUAUAUAUCAAAUUAUUUCUCUUCAUUUUCUUUUAUUUCUUAUCGAGUAAAAAUGCUUCCAUGUAUGUACAAGUAAAUAAAAUUAUUCAUGAAAAUGUCGUUUUCUUUCAUUCAGAUCAGGUGCGCCGUAGUCAAUUUUGGUGGCCAAGAGAGUUUGAGCAAACUAUGAAAUUACCAAGAAUCAAAAAUUCGAGGCGUCGUCGUUUGUUCUGUCGUAAUGGUUUUUACCUUCGUGUAACUGCGGAUAAACGUGUGUCGGGAACCACAAAUCCUUUUGAUCCUUCAGUUGUGUUUGAUCUUGUACCCACUGGUGAUAAUGGCGUAAAUAUUCUGAAUGUUAAAACUGGUUUUUACGUUGCAAUUGAUCAAAAUGGAGACAUCAUGGCAAAGUCAUCUCCUGAUGUCGAGUGCGUAUUUCAAGAAUCGAUUACCAACAAUUUUUACGACAUUUUCAAACGUCCUAGAACAUCAGGACCUCCAUUUGUCAUUGGCCUUCGAAAAAACGGUGACGCUGAAUCAACUUUGUAUCGAGGAAAAAAACAGGCAAAAUUUUGUGAAUUUUGUUUCGUGUCCCAACUUAUCUACAUCCACUCAAUGGGCAAAACUAGAAGUAUUGUUGAAAAAAUUUCAUCACUUGACCAAACGGAUAAUGUCCUCGAUCGUUCGACCACGAAACAUACGAUUACUUUGGUUACACAUGAGAAACCAGUUCCCACACGAAAACUAAGGGCAGCUGAUUAUUAUGCGCAAAAGCAGUAAAGUUGGAAAACAAUGUAUAAGUUAAAGACCAAAUACAUUAUAUUUUCUUAAUUUUCGCACAUGUAAACUUUUUCUCUAAACGUUUCGCUUUCCUUGCGUAUUCGUUUGUUCUUUUUACUCUUGCUUAUUGGUAUCGCGUUAAACUUAUAUAGCAUUCAUUGUUCCAUCUUUAUGUAAAUUAUUCGAAGCUUUGCUGAUUUAAAAUUAUUGAAAUUUUCAAAUACUA